ACAAGCCAGAGUUGUUGGUCUACCCACUGUGUAGAUGAGGAGACUGAGGCCUGGAGCCCCUGAGGCACACGGCAAGGAUCAGCAGUGUGGGGAAUGGAUGCAGAGAAGAAUUUGAGGGGCUGGGUGGGAUUCUUACCCCUGUCCAUUCCCUUUGCUAGGGCCAAUUCCCGUCCCCCCAGCAGCAUGGCUUCCUGUGCUGAACCCUCUGCCGUGGGCCCUGAGCCCGUCACCCUGCCACCUGCUGGGGUCCCACCGCUUGAGGACUUCGAGGUGCUGGACGGGGUGGAAGACGCAGAGGGCGAGGAGGAGGAGGAUGAGGACCUGAGUGAGCUGCCGCCACUUGAGGAUGUGGUGCGGCCCCCAGUGGAGGAGGCUGAGCAGCCCGGGGCCCUGGCCCGAGAGUUCCUGGCAGCCGUGGAGCCCGAGCCCGAGCCCGCCCCGGCCCCGGAAGAGUGGCUGGACAUCCUGGGGAAUGGGCUGUUGAGGAAGAAGACGCUGGUCCCAGGCCCACCCGGGUCAAGCCGCCCUACCAAGGGACAGGUGGUCACUGUGCAGUUGCAGACGUCACUGGAGAACGGCACACGGGUGCAGGAGGAGCCGGAGCUGGUGUUCACCCUGGGCGACUGCGAUGUCAUCCAGGCCCUGGAUCUCAGCGUCCCGCUCAUGGAUGUCGGGGAGACAGCCAUGGUCACUGCUGACUCCAAGUACUGCUAUGGCCCCCAGGGCAGCAGGAGCCCCUACAUCCCCCCGCACGCGGCCCUGUGCCUGGAAGUAAUACUGAAGACGGCCGUGGACGGGCCUGACCUGGAGAUGCUCACUGGGCAGGAGCGCGUGGCCCUGGCCAAUCGGAAGCGGGAGUGUGGCAAUGCCCACUACCAGCGGGCUGACUUCGUGCUAGCCGCCAACUCCUACGACCUCGCCAUCAAGGCCAUUACCUCCAGCACCAAAGUGGACAUGACGUUUGAGGAGGAAGAGCAGCUCCUGCAGCUGAAGGUGAAGUGUCUGAACAACCUGGCGGCCUCGCAGCUGAAGCUGGACCACUACCGCGCAGCGCUGCGCUCCUGCAGCCUCGUGCUCGAGCACCAGCCAGACAACAUCAAGGCGCUCUUCCGCAAGGGCAAGGUGCUGGCCCAGCAGGGCGAGUACAGUGAGGCCAUCCCCAUCCUGAGGGCGGCCUUGAAGCUGGAACCUUCCAACAAGACGAUCCACGCAGAGCUCUCGAAGCUGGUGAAGAAGCACGCAGCCCAGCGGAGCACAGAGACCGCCCUGUACCGGAAAAUGCUAGGCAACCCCAGCCGGCUGCCUGCCAAGUGUCCUGGCAAAGGUGCCUGGUCCAUCCCGUGGAAGUGGCUGUUUGGGGCGACUGCUGUCGCCCUGGGGGGCGUGGCGCUCUCUGUGGUCAUCGCUGCCAGGAACUGACUGCCCAGGUGGCUGCCACCUCCUCUGCACACCAUGGACCCCACCCUGUGCUCCCGAACUUCCCCAGACUCCUUGUCCACUGCCCUAUCUAGCCUAUCCCCCUCCCCUGGGGGGGUGCAGCGAGGUUUGGGGGUCAUGUGGCCCAGCAAGCAGGAGGGACUGAGGCCCUAUAGGAGGAAAAUGAGGCAGGGCCGGGGCCCCACGUCCAGCCCAGAGGGAGGGGGCCCUCAUUCCUCCAGACCCAAUUCCCACCCCGACUCCCACCCCCCUGAGUUAGGUCUCAACAGGGGCCGGCCUCAGUUUCCCCUUCCCAACAGGCCUGGGGGCAGCCCUUCUCCCACCCAAACCUUGUCCAAGUGCCAUCCCCUCUUGCCCUGCCUGCUGCCCUCUGUCCAGGCUCCCCCCACCGUGAAAUAAAGCCUCCCACCCC
Messenger RNA from Ceratotherium simum simum (southern white rhinoceros), 1849 nucleotides. It is a transcript of the gene FKBP8, whose product is annotated as FKBP prolyl isomerase 8. Lineage: Eukaryota; Metazoa; Chordata; Mammalia; Perissodactyla; Rhinocerotidae. Gene Ontology annotation, biological process: negative regulation of apoptotic process; protein folding. Gene Ontology annotation, cellular component: membrane; cytosol; mitochondrial envelope. The record is from RefSeq and is a predicted model, not a curated record. Gene Ontology annotation, molecular function: protein folding chaperone; peptidyl-prolyl cis-trans isomerase activity; protein binding.